Molecule: messenger RNA, 1610 nt
Organism: Diabrotica balteata
Lineage: Eukaryota; Metazoa; Arthropoda; Insecta; Coleoptera; Chrysomelidae
Source: the annotation of a GenBank genome assembly
AUGGAGGACACCGUUAUUCAAUCGAACACUGAAAGCAAUUUGGUAUGUAGUAUUAACUGUGUUACUUAUCCUGUUCAAAAUCAUUCACACAGUGAGUGUCAAGCAGAUGACCUAACAAUUCCUCUUGAUCUUGGUAACGAGGAAAAUAAAGAAAAUAAUGGUUUUACUCUGACUCUUCCUAGUACAACCCAUGCUGAUGACCAGUUAAAUUAUGCUAUGUUGUUAGACCUUGAUGAUAAUGUAAUUACAUAUUCAAAAAAUGUGCAAGAGAACUUAGAUUCUAUUAAGCUAACGAAUGAAAUACAAUUACUAGACCCGGACGGAGUUAAAAACAAUCAAACCAUGUUUUUCUUAAAUGACGGAAUUCAAGUUGAGGAAAUAGUGACAAUUGAAAGUACAUUUGUUACUCAAGAGAGCAAUUGGGAAUGCAGAGAUAGCUCUGAUGAAAACAUUGAUGAUAAUGUAAUUACCUGUUCAAAAAAUCUACAAAAGAACUUAGAGACUGUUAAUGCACAAAAUGAAGUACAAUUAUUAGUAGAGAUGGACGUAGUUAAAAAUACGUCAGCCGAUGAAAAAAAUCAAACAGAGUUGGCCUUAAAUGAUGGAACACAACUCGAAGAAGGAGUGACAGUCGAAAGUACAUCUGUUGCUCAAGAAAACCAUGAAGUUAUCAACGAAGAAGUUAUAAAAAGGAAAAGAAAACAAAGGGCUGACAAUGCUCUGAUUGGUGAUGAAUUUAUGAGACAAAUAGAACCAAUUGCAGCAUACCUUCCGUAUAUGACUUGUCCUGGAAAUCAUGAGGAGGCUUACAAUUUUAGUAACUAUCGGUAUAGAUUCUCGAUGCCUGGUGGUCUAAAUUCGCCCAUGUACAGCAUUAACGUUGGUCCGAUGCAUAUUAUCUCUAUAUCUACAGAAGUUUAUUAUUUCUUGGAUUACGGUAUUAAACCUCUCGUAUUCCAAUACGAGUGGCUGGAGGAAGACUUGGCAACGGCCAAUUUACCCGAAAACAGAGAAAAGCAACCGUGGAUUAUAGUUAUGGGUCAUCGCCCUAUGUACUGUUCCAACACUGAUCAUGAUGACUGUACACACCACGAAACCAUAACAAGAGUAGGAUUGCCGUUUUUACAAUUCUUCGGAUUGGAAAACUUACUUUACAAUUACGGGUCGAUUUAGCUAUAUGGGCCCAUGAACAUUCUUAUGAAAGACUAUGGCCUGUUUAUAAUUACACUGUUUUCAAUGGGAGCUACGAACAACCUUACGUCAAUCCGGGGGCUCCUGUGCAGUUUACCACUGGCUCAGCCGGCUGUGACGAAGGCAGAGACAGUUUUGUUAAAGAACUACCCGAAUGGUCAGCGUUCAGAAGUAGCGACUACGGAUAUAGCCGUCUCAAAGUUUACAAUUCUUCACACAUGCAUCUAGAGCAAGUUUCAGAUGAUAAAAGCGGAGACGUAAUUGACUCAUUCUGGAUAGUCAAGGAUAAACACGGAUUAUACCCGCACUCGAAAAUGGACUGGGCGAAAGUUGAUAGUAUGAGAUUGAAAUCGAUGAAUCGUAAUAGUAUAUAUAAUUCUAAAUAAAAUUAAAUAAAAUUAAGUAGAUGACAUUUAGAA